GUAAAAAAAAGGGUGCGCUUUCCCUAUUUAACCGUUUGUCCAACACAUAUGCAGACUACACUACGUAGUACCUGUAACGGACAUUCUCACCGCACAUCCUCGGACCAGACAUCAUCUAAGAUGGGCGACAACAACCCAGUGAAGCAGGGAGUGGAGACCUUUGACAAGAAGUGUCUAAAGAAGACCAGUACUGCUGAGAAGAACACUCUGCCAACCAAGGAGGAUAUUGAGCAGGAGAAGAAAGCUGAAGAGGGCUCCAAAUGAAACGCCAUGGUUCCUCUCCUCCAGUCAUCCCUCUCUCUUCUCCUCCACCUACUAAAUAUGUCUAUCGCGUCUGCUUCUUUCCGUAUCGCCAUGUUAGUUAAUCACCAAGUUAGUUAAUCACCAUGUAAGUUAAUCACCAUGUAAGUUAAUCACCAUGUAAGUUAAUCACCAUGUAAGUUAAUCACCAUGGCAUUGCCUCUGAUGCUGUGGGGUUAGGGGUGCAUGGUUAGUAAAGGGAAGGCCAAUACAAUUUUAACUGUCAAAUGUUUUGAAUUGAGCUUAUUUUUAUGGAGUCUUGGUUGGAAGGGGGUGAACUAAAAUAAAGAUGGAUGAGCCAUGGUUGAACAGAAGGAAGAAAUGAACAUGUUGUGUUCACUGUCACCGUCUGUUCCACUGUCAACUUUGCCCAAUGUUCUGUCUGUACACAGUGCCAUUCUGGAUAAGUUCUGUAACAAUAACAUGAGAGAAGAUAUUUUUGUUUUAAUAAAAUGAGUGUUGUCAAACUGAA
Molecule: messenger RNA, 772 nt
Organism: Oncorhynchus gorbuscha (pink salmon)
Lineage: Eukaryota; Metazoa; Chordata; Actinopteri; Salmoniformes; Salmonidae
Product: thymosin beta-a-like
Exons: 3
Coding region: 49-264 (71 amino acids)
Biological process (GO): actin filament organization; regulation of cell migration
Cellular component (GO): cytoplasm
Molecular function (GO): actin monomer binding
Source: RefSeq, a predicted model, not a curated record